Onychostruthus taczanowskii (white-rumped snowfinch) is the source of this 2946-nucleotide messenger RNA. It is a transcript of the gene HSPA12B, whose product is annotated as heat shock protein family A (Hsp70) member 12B. Lineage: Eukaryota; Metazoa; Chordata; Aves; Passeriformes; Passeridae. Bases 254 to 2299 code for a protein of 681 amino acids. The transcript has 13 exons. The record is from RefSeq and is a predicted model, not a curated record.
GAAUUGCAAUUUGAGGCGCUGCCUGGGCCGGGACAGGGAGUGGGAGGAAGCCGGAGCGCGGGGGGCUGCGCGGGGCCCCGACGGGGACAGAGCCGCGGGGACAGAGCCGCGGGCAGGACGGGGACAGAGCCGCGGGCACCGCGGGGGCGGCCGGAGCCACCAGCCCGGGGGACACAGCCCGGGUGACAAAGCGGGGGCUGCACCGAGGGGUCCCCAGCCCGUGUCCCCCCCCACAGCGGCGGGCAGCGAGGCCAUGGCGAUGCUGCUGGAGCCCGGGAUGCAGAGCCUGCGGAUGGGUGCCAACGGCGAGCGGUGCCCGACACCGUCCCCGCCCGGCUCCCCGGGGACACCCCACGACAGCUGCAGCAUCGCCCCCCUGACGCCGUCCCAGUCACCGCGGAGCGAGGCGCGUUCCCAGCAGGCCCCGUCCUUCUCCGUGGUGGUGGCCAUCGACUUCGGCACCACGUCCAGCGGUUACGCCUUCAGCUUCACCAGCGAUCCCGAGGCCAUCCACAUGAUGAGGAAAUGGGAGGGGGGGGACCCGGGCGUGGCCAACCAGAAGACCCCCACCAGCCUCCUGCUGACCCCGGAGGGGAUAUUCCACAGCUUCGGCUACACCGCCCGCGAUUACUACCACGACCUGGACCCCGAGGAGGCCCGCGAGUGGUUUUACUUCGAGAAGUUUAAGAUGAAGAUCCACAGCACCAGCGAUCUGACCAUGAAAACCGAGCUGGAAGCUGUCAAUGGGAAGAAGAUGCCGGCGCUGGAGGUGUUCGCCCACUCGCUGCGCUUCUUCAAGCAGCACGCGGUGCAGGAGCUGAAGGACCAGUGCCCAUCACUGCCCGAGAACGAUGCCAUCCGCUGGGUCCUCACCGUGCCGGCCAUCUGGAAGCAGCCGGCCAAGCAGUUCAUGCGGGAAGCAGCCUACAAGGCCGGGCUGGUGUCCCCGGAGACGCCGGAGCAGCUGCUGAUCGCGCUGGAGCCCGAGGCCGCCUCCAUUUACUGCCGGAAGCUGCGGCUGCACCAACUGAUCGAGCUGAGCUGCCGGCCCCCGGCCAACGGGGCCGAGCCCCCCCACCCCAUCGACUCCAGCUUCCGGCAGGCCCGGGAGCAGCUCCGGCGAUCCCGGCACAGCCGCACCUUCCUGGUGGAGUCGGGAGUGGGCGAGCUCUGGUCGGAGAUGCAGGCAGGUGACAGGUACAUCGUGGCCGAUUGCGGCGGGGGCACGGUGGAUUUGACCGUGCACCAGAUCGAGAAGCCGCAGGGGACGCUGAAGGAGCUCUACAAAGCCUCGGGAGGUCCCUAUGGGGCUGUGGGCGUGGACCUGGCCUUUGAGAAGCUUCUGUGCCACAUCUUCGGGGACGAUUUCAUUGCCACCUUCAAGGCCAAGCGUCCGGCGGCCUGGGUGGACCUGACCAUCGCCUUCGAGGCGCGGAAGCGCGCGGCCGCCCCGAGCCGCUCCAGCCCCCUCAACAUCUCCCUGCCCUUCUCCUUCAUCGACUUCUACCGCAAACACCGCGGCCACAACGUGGAGACCGCGCUCCGCAAGAGCAAUGUCAACCUGGUGAAGUGGUCAUCCCAAGGGAUGCUGCGGAUGUCCCCCGAGGCCAUGAACGAGCUGUUCCAGCCAACCAUCACCCACAUCAUCCAGCACAUCGACACCCUCCUGAAGAAACCCGAGGUCCACGGCAUCAAAUUCCUGUUCCUGGUGGGCGGCUUCGCCGAGUCGGCCAUGCUGCAGCGGGCGGUGCAGGCCGCCUUCGGCCACUGCUGCCGGGUCAUCGUCCCGCAGGACGUGGGGCUGACCAUCCUCAAAGGGGCCGUGCUCUUCGGCCUGGACCCCGGCGUGGUGCGGGUGCGCCGCUCCCCGCUCACCUACGGCGUGGGCGUCCUCAACAAGUUCGUGGAGGGCAAGCACCCGCGGGAGAAGCUGCUGGUCAAGGAGGGCAAGAACUGGUGCACCGACAUCUUCGAGAAGUUCGUGACCGUGGACCAGUCGGUGGCGUUGGGCGAGGUGGUCCAGCGGAGCUACUGCCCGGCCCGGCCCGGCCAGCGCCGGACCAUCAUCAACAUCUACUGCUGUGACACCGAUGACGUGGUGUACAUCACCGACCCCGGCGUCAGGAAGUGCGGCACCAUCAGCCUGGAGCUGGGGGACACGGGGGACGCGGGCCCGGCGCGGGGCCGGCGUGAGAUCCGCACCAGCAUGCAGUUCGGGGACACCGAGAUCAAGGUGACGGCGCUGGACACGCGCACGGCGCGCAGCGUGAGGGCCACCAUCGACUUCCUGUCCAACUGAGGGGCCCCGGGAUGUGCCACCAUUGACUUCCUGUCCAACGGGGCUUACCCAGGAUCUGCCACCAUCGACUUCCUGUCCAACUGAGGGGCCCCGCGAUGUGCCACCAUUGACUUCCUGUCCAACGGGGCUUACCCAGGAUCUGCCACCAUCGACUUCCUGUCCAACUGAGGGGCCCCGCGAUGUGCCACCAUUGACUUCCUGUCCAACGGGGCUUACCCAGGAUCUGCCACCAUCGACUUCCUGUCCAACUGAGGGGCCCCGCGAUGUGCCACCAUUGACUUCCUGUCCAACUGGGAUUACCCAGGAUGUGCCACCAUCGACUUCCCAUCCAACUGAGAGGCCCCUGUGAUGUGGCACCAUCAACUUCCUGUCCAAUGGAGGGGACCCUGGGACAUGCCACCAUUGUCUUCCUGUGCAACUGAGACUACCCAGGUCUGACUAACUGAGACCUUCCUGGUGACUCCAUUAUUGAAUUAAUCUCCAACUGAGACCCUCUGUCAUCAUGGGGACACCCCAGGACCUGCUACCAUCAACUUCCUGUCCAACUCAGGGGCCCUGGAAAUGCCACCUUGGACUUCCUGUCCAACUGAGACACAAUGCCUUUGUUAUUGUGGGGACACCCCCAGGACCUGCCACCCUGGCCGGGC